AUGGCAAGCACUAGUAAGCCAGUCAAGAUACUGUCUAGGAUACCGCCACGGACCAUAACUUUAGACCAUCUUCCUCAUGCAACCGUCGCAAAACCACCUGCAAAAAUAUCGUCGCAGACAGCUAUAACUCCUUCAUCCAUCCCUAAUGUAGACACGAUAUCCCUCCAUAAAAUAAGUCCAAGGGGCCAGUACAGAGAGUCAAUGAGAGCUCUGAGGAGACAGUGGCUGCAGGACAUUAAAGAAGACGACAAAGCUGCACUAUUCAAAGCUCAUCAAGCCAAAGAAGCUGAAUUCGCAAAAAAGAAGAAACUAGAAGACUCGAUGCGAAAGUACAUCGCUGACCAGCAAAGUGACUUCUCGUCCUUUGUACACUCAUCACCAUCAUCUUCUUCCUCGUCGUUUUCGAAUGAUGAAUUCGAUGUUGUUAGUGGUAGUAGUGACAGUCCAUCCAAUAGCAUAGAUGGAACUAGACGACAGGAGGAUCCGAUACUAGCUGCCAAACGACAAGCAUGGCAUGAUGCUUUAAGAACACGUCGUCAACGACGAUUGACUACCUACUUGAACAAGGUAUCAGACGAAACCGAGAACAGGCUAUCAGACAUCCUAUAUCUAUACCAUACAGCCUCAGAUUUCGUCACCUAUGCCAAUCUAGAUGCUAAAAUUGCAGCCGCCAUGGAUGUGGUUCGCGGCACUACCGAAAUCAAAGUCGACUUCCAACCAGACGAUAGCAUUGACGCCGCACUAUCUCGGCACAGUAGCAACACGCCAUCCGAGCAACGGGAACGAGCAUUGGGUCUGAUUAUGGAAGGUCGUGUUGCUAGUAAAACAUAUAUUGAUAGAACAUUUGAGCCAGCAUCUCCUGCUAUAGGUCCUCCGCUGGUCAGAGAAUGGAAGCAACAGUAUGAAGCUAAAGGUGGUGAUGCUGCUGCGCGUCAACGAGAAGAUGAAACGAGAAAUCGACAUUCAAGGAUAGAGGCUACUCAUAAUAGUAUACAGGAUGCUGCUCGAAAGGCCCGAUUAGAAGAAAAGGCGCGAAAGUCAAUGGACAGCAUUGUGAAUCGUGCAUUGGAAACAACUUCCAAGACUACAGCGGAGAGAGUGGCUAAGGACGACAUCGAGUCCAAGGAAAAGUAG
Molecule: messenger RNA, 1134 nt
Organism: Synchytrium microbalum
Lineage: Eukaryota; Fungi; Chytridiomycota; Chytridiomycetes; Synchytriales; Synchytriaceae
Exons: 1
Coding region: 1-1134 (377 amino acids)
Source: RefSeq, a predicted model, not a curated record